CGACCGGAACCCGCCUCUGGCGCGAGGCCGUCACUUGAACAACGACGGUCCCCACCCUCGCCCCCGGCGCAGCGCCGGGUGAAUAACGCGCCGAAUGUGCUUUUCCCGAUGGGCAGUCACGUGCGCGGCGGCGACGGCGGCGGGGAAGGGGGGCGGGGUGAGUGGGCGCAAGGGGCGCGCCCUUGGGCAGUCCCGUCCCACGCCUGCGGGCCUGUGCUGCCGCCCAGCCCAGCCCAGCCAUGGCCCUGCUCAGAGGUGUGUUCAUUGUUUCAGCCAAGCGAACACCUUUUGGGGCUUAUGGAGGUCUGCUCAAGGACUUCACAGCCACUGACCUGACUGAAUGUGCUACACGCGCUGCACUGUCUGCUGGCAAAGUCUCCCCUGAGAUCAUUGACAGUGUCAUUGUGGGUAAUGUCAUGCAGAGCUCCUCAGACGCUAUUUAUAUUGCAAGGCAUGUUGGUUUGCGUGUGGGAGUUCCUAUCCCGGUUCCAGCCCUUACUGUCAACAGACUCUGUGGUUCUGGUUUCCAGUCCAUCGCCAAUGGAUGUCAGGAAAUUUGCCUUAACGAGUCAGAAGUGGUUCUUUGUGGUGGAUCAGAAAAUAUGAGCCAGGCUCCGUACAUCGUCCGAAACAUUCGAUUUGGAACCAAAUUCGGAACAGAUCUCAAGAUGGAAGACUCUUUGUGGGCAGGCCUAACAGACCAGCACAUUAAUACCCCAAUGGCAAUUACAGCUGAAAAUCUGGCUGCAAAAUAUAACAUCUCGAGAGAGGACUGUGACCGAUAUGCAAUGAAAACACAGCAGAGAUGGAAAGCUGCUCAUGAUGCCGGUUACUUCAAUGCUGAGAUGGCGCCAAUUGAAGUGAAAACAAAGAAAGGAAAACAGACUAUGGAACAGGAUGAGCAUCCUAAACCCCAAACCACCAUAGAACAGCUGGGAAAGCUCCCUCCUGUCUUCAAGAAAGAUGGGACUGUCACUGCUGGGAAUGCUUCGGGAGUAUGUGAUGGAGCUGGGGCACUUGUCAUAGCCAGUGAAGCGGCACUUAAAAAGCACAGCCUCACUCCACUGGCUAGAAUAGUAGCCUAUCAUGCGUCUGGAUGUGACCCCAACAUCAUGGGCAUUGGCCCUGUGCCUGCCAUUACUGAGGCCCUGAAGAAAUCAGGACUCUCCCUGAAAGACAUGGAUUUGGUAGAGGUCAAUGAGGCUUUUGCUCCUCAGUAUUUGGCAGUUGAAAAAGUUUUGGGCCUAGAUCCUGAAAAAACCAAUGUCAACGGAGGUGCCAUUGCUCUAGGUCAUCCCCUGGGAGCAUCAGGGUCAAGGAUCACUGCUCAUCUGGUUCAUGAAUUAAGGCGUCGUGGUGGCAAAUAUGCAGUUGGAUCAGCUUGCAUUGGAGGUGGACAAGGUAUUGCUCUCAUCAUUGAGAACACGGCCUAAGAGAAAUUGGGGACUUCAGUGCCUGUUCACAACUAACUCCGACUGUUACAUGCUCACCAAAUAAAGGAAUAAUGAAAAGACAAUACCUAGUACAAAUACAGAGCAUCGCGACCUAGCUUUAUCUGGUGACCAUCCUGCAAGAUGAAGGAAAGGCUGCGAAGUCUGAUUUCUGAACAAAAUAACUUGAUUGAUUUUUUUGAUGAUGUCCUCAUAAUUAAACUAAAAGUAAAGCCACUAUAACUUCUCUCUUCUGAAAUAUUUCUUCACAGUCUUUCCAGUUGAAUAAAAUUUGUGUCUCAUUCCCCCUUAACUCUUCAGGAAAUUAGGUUUGCCUGUCAAAUAUCCACCAAACCUGACUGAAGGUGAGAGUGCCAAAGUCAUGCGAAUACGGGCUUUGAUUAUUUUUUCAAUCAGUUCUGUCGUCUAAGAUAAACAUCUCUGAAAAUCCGUGUUCCUGCUGCAUUGCCAGAAAAUGUGGCUGUCUUUUUUUCUGUUUGAAGAUUGUCUCUAUGUAAAGCACAUAUUGCAGAAUACUGUGUGCAUUUUGUACUUGCCAUAUUGAAAGAACUAGGAGAAAACUGUGAAAUCUCCACUGUGCCUCAUAAUAAAACAGUAAAAAUGA
Molecule: messenger RNA, 2055 nt
Organism: Chelonia mydas (Green sea turtle)
Lineage: Eukaryota; Metazoa; Chordata; Testudines; Cheloniidae
Gene: ACAA2
Product: acetyl-CoA acyltransferase 2
Exons: 10
Coding region: 240-1433 (397 amino acids)
Biological process (GO): fatty acid beta-oxidation
Molecular function (GO): acetyl-CoA C-acetyltransferase activity
Source: RefSeq, a predicted model, not a curated record